AUGUCUAUAACGUUAUCACAUUCUCGAAAAGAAAGUUUGACCACGAAAGCACGUACUGGCUCUUUGAUAACCGUUUUUAAUGAUUUUUCUAGAUUUAGUAACGAAAUAGAAGAUUAUGUGUUUUAUGAAUUGGUCAAGUGGAAAUCGCGAGAUAGACGAAUUUGUUCGAAAUUCUCAAUUCACGCUACAUCAAGGGAUCGAGUUUUUGAAUGGAUUCCAUAUGAUCAAUUAAUAAAAUUUGAAGUUCUUGGAAAAGGUGGUUUUGGUGUUGUUCAAAGGGCUACAUGGGUAGAUGGACAAAUUGAUCAGAUAAUAGGUUGGAAUUAUUUACAAAAUCGAUGGGAAAGACAUGGUAAAACAAGAGUUGCCGUAAAGAUAUUGGAUAAUUCUAGAAAAAUAACAGUAGAUUUUUUUACAGAGAUUAUUCCACAAAUUCAAUAUGAACCUAUCAUUCCUAAAAGCUUGAUGUUUCAUCUAAUAAGAUACCUUGGAAUUUCAAAAAAUCCUGCUACACAAAAUUAUGCAAUUGUAAUGCAAUAUGCAGAAGGUGGAAAUCUUCGAAAUUAUUUGGAAAUAAAUUAUUCUACAUUAACUUGGGAAAAAAAAUUAUUUAUGUUGCAAUAUAUUGCAGAAGGAUUAAAAAUAUUGCAUGAAGAAGGUUUACUUCAUCGAAAUUUACACAGCAGUAAUAUUCUUAUUCAUAAUGACAUUCCCUUGAUGGGUGAUGUUGGUCUUUGUCGUCCUGUAGACAAAUUGAUUCAAUCCGACGAAAAAGAGAUAUAUGGAAUUAUGCCAUUUAUGGCACCUGAACUCUUGAAGACUGGCAUAUAUACAAAAGAGGUUGAUAUUUAUAGCUUUGGUUCGAUAAUGUGGGAAAUAUGUGAACACCAACCGCCAUUCAACAAACGUCCUCACAAUGACAACCUUGCCAUGGAAAUAUGUCUUGGAGAACGACCGCUAAUUGAGAAAGAAACACCAGAAUCACUUGCUGUUUUGAUUAAAAAAUGUUGGGAUUCGAAUCCAAAUAAUAGACCAACAGCUAAUGAAUUAUUUUUCAUUAUUAAAUCAUGGUAUUUAGAUCUAUUACAGGAAAGUCCAACAGAGUAUUAUUUUGAAUUCAAAGCUGCAGAUAAAAUCAGAAAGGAUAUGUUACAAACGAUGUCACAACCUUGUUCCAUUAAAAAUCAUUCUGAAGCACAUUAUCGAAGUAGAAAAUUUAAUUUUACAAAUUUUUCAAUGAUUAAUCAAUCGUGA
Molecule: messenger RNA, 1254 nt
Organism: Cetraspora pellucida
Lineage: Eukaryota; Fungi; Glomeromycota; Glomeromycetes; Diversisporales; Gigasporaceae
Source: the annotation of a GenBank genome assembly